Messenger RNA from Paramecium octaurelia, 4291 nucleotides. Lineage: Eukaryota; Ciliophora; Oligohymenophorea; Peniculida; Parameciidae. The record is from the annotation of a GenBank genome assembly.
AUGAUAGAAUUAGCUUAAAAUGGAAUAAUAUAAGAAGAUGACUUUAAUCAACCAGAAUUACAAGACCUAGAAAACGAGGAGUAUACAUCCAUAUAAACAAUAUUCCAAGGAUUGAAGGAGAUUAGAUAAUUCCAACUAAACAAUAAUUAUGAGUCUGAAAUUAUCAAGGAGUAAUGCUUGUUUUAUUUUAACUUUACAAAGGACCAAAGCUUUUACAAUGAAUCUUAGUAAGCGAUAAAUCCAAAGAUAAUUAAAAGUUGGAAUGAUGGAUUUCUAAAAAACGAUAAUGAUUAGUAAAUUAUAGCAUACUUUUAAAAUAUUCUUUAAACGAAUGGAAAUUCUGAAGUAGUAAAUUAUCGUUAAUUAUCAAAAAUAAAACUCUUUGUGAAAUUAUUUUUGCAAAAAAAAUAAAUUUUAAAGAUUGAAUUUUGUAGUUUAAUUCAAUUAAGAGUAGGAUGAAGAAAACAUAAACUUAAAAAUGAAACAUAGAAUAUAUUAAUUAUUUGAAGGAUUUUUUGAAGAACCUUAAGAGGAUAUCAUGAUAUUUUGUGUAUUAAGUAAGGCGGAAAAUAUAAACGGUGAUUAGGAAGUUAAUUAAUGUGAUAAGUUUGGAUAAAUAUAUUGUUUUAACGAAGAAUAAUUUAGAAAUGAACUGAUACAUAUAGAUAUCUCUUAAAUCACUAUAAAUUAUUUUAACUAAAUUAGCAAUCAUAAUAUUAACGUAAUGCAGUAGGUUAACUAUUUUAAAUCCAUUGGAUACAUUUGCAGUUAAUACAUUUAAACUAAAGUAUAUAGUUUGUUUGAUUAACUCAUGAAAACACUUUCCCUAUUAAAAUUUUAACUUAAAACUUUAUUAGAGUUGCCAACAAACUUAAAUGAGUAAGUAAAUUUAAAUCAUAACAUAAAAAAAUAUUAAGAUGAUUUAAAAGAAUUAAUCGAAAAAAUAAAUGAAAAAAUAACUAAUUAAAUAUAAGGAUUAUAAUUAUAUUAAUUAGUUAACAAUAUCUUAACUACAGUAAGGGAGUCUUCAGAAACAAUUAAACAAGAUAUAAAAAAUAUGUCCGAAGUUCCAAAUAUUUCUUGGAUAAUUAAAGAAUAUCUAACUAAAUAAGAAAAUAACAUUCUGAAUUUUCAUAAUAAUUUUUAACCAUAAUAUAAUGAUAUUUUGGAAUAUUUCAAGGAAUAUUAUACAUAUGAUUAUGUAAAGGAAACAAUAUAAACAUUUUAAAAUUAUCUAUUGUUUUGGCUUAAUCAUUAUGAUUCUUACAUACCUCAAAGACUCUCAUAAUUCAGUCGUUUAUUCAAUAACCCAAAUAUCUCUUAAAGUACAUACGAUAGUGAGAACGUUGUUGUGCUAGGAUUGAGUAAAGUAGGAAAGAGUACUCUUUUGAAUAUUGUAAAUAGUCCAAAUAAUAUGAUAUUAGAAGAACCAUACCCAGAUAGUUACCGUUUUAAUGUAAUUGAUGCUGAUAAAGCUAUAGAAAUUUCACAUGGGAACAAUAGUUAAACUUCCUAAAUAUUCGACUUAAAGAUAGCAACUAAUAAUUCUCAUUUGAUAUUUAUUGAUACUCCUGGAUUCGAAGAUACACUUGAAGAAAGAAGAUUGGCUAAUCAAAUCAACAUCUUUUAUAUAUUAAUAAAAUCAAAAUAAUUUGUCAUUUUAUUCAUGAUAGAUGGAGAGGGACUUAUUUAAUCAAAACGAGGUUUAUAGGAAUAAAUAAAACUUACAAAUAGUUUUUUUAAUGAAUAACUAAAUUCAUAAUAUUUAGAGUAGAUUCUUAUUCCUGUAUUUACAAAGGUGAGUGAAGCUACGAUGGAAAAAAUUUAAAGAGAAUGGGAAACAGAGACCAUGAAGGAUUGCGAUAACCUGGUAAAGGAAUUUUUAAGGAUUAUAAAAAAAAAAAUUGAUAGCAAUUAAUACAUUUUAAUACUUAACGCAAGGAGUUAUUUCACAAGUAAUUUGGAUGAGCUUAAAGAAGAGUAUGCAAAGAAACUAAAUGAAAUAUAAGUGUUAAGGUAUUCAAGCACAGAGUAAGACAAAAACCUUCUUAAUUAAAAGAGGAAUGAGAAGGAGGAUAUUGAAUUAUAAAUAAAACAUCUGGAGGCUAAUAAGUAAAAAAUUCAAUAUAACAUCACUGGUUCAAGUAUUAGUGAUUUAAGAGAAAAGAUUUUAAAUUAAUGUUAAUUAUUAAUUAUAAAUUAAUAAAGGGAAGAAUAAGUUUAAUUAAAAUUAUAAUUAUCUUUAACUAUGAAGCCUAGNAAAGUAUAUAGUUUGUUUGAUUAACUCAUGAAAACACUUUCCCUAUUAAAAUUUUAACUUAAAACUUUAUUAGAGUUGCCAACAAACUUAAAUGAGUAAGUAAAUUUAAAUCAUAACAUAAAAAAAUAUUAAGAUGAUUUAAAAGAAUUAAUCGAAAAAAUAAAUGAAAAAAUAACUAAUUAAAUAUAAGGAUUAUAAUUAUAUUAAUUAGUUAACAAUAUCUUAACUACAGUAAGGGAGUCUUCAGAAACAAUUAAACAAGAUAUAAAAAAUAUGUCCGAAGUUCCAAAUAUUUCUUGGAUAAUUAAAGAAUAUCUAACUAAAUAAGAAAAUAACAUUCUGAAUUUUCAUAAUAAUUUUUAACCAUAAUAUAAUGAUAUUUUGGAAUAUUUCAAGGAAUAUUAUACAUAUGAUUAUGUAAAGGAAACAAUAUAAACAUUUUAAAAUUAUCUAUUGUUUUGGCUUAAUCAUUAUGAUUCUUACAUACCUCAAAGACUCUCAUAAUUCAGUCGUUUAUUCAAUAACCCAAAUAUCUCUUAAAGUACAUACGAUAGUGAGAACGUUGUUGUGCUAGGAUUGAGUAAAGUAGGAAAGAGUACUCUUUUGAAUAUUGUAAAUAGUCCAAAUAAUAUGAUAUUAGAAGAACCAUACCCAGAUAGUUACCGUUUUAAUGUAAUUGAUGCUGAUAAAGCUAUAGAAAUUUCACAUGGGAACAAUAGUUAAACUUCCUAAAUAUUCGACUUAAAGAUAGCAACUAAUAAUUCUCAUUUGAUAUUUAUUGAUACUCCUGGAUUCGAAGAUACACUUGAAGAAAGAAGAUUGGCUAAUCAAAUCAACAUCUUUUAUAUAUUAAUAAAAUCAAAAUAAUUUGUCAUUUUAUUCAUGAUAGAUGGAGAGGGACUUAUUUAAUCAAAACGAGGUUUAUAGGAAUAAAUAAAACUUACAAAUAGUUUUUUUAAUGAAUAACUAAAUUCAUAAUAUUUAGAGUAGAUUCUUAUUCCUGUAUUUACAAAGGUGAGUGAAGCUACGAUGGAAAAAAUUUAAAGAGAAUGGGAAACAGAGACCAUGAAGGAUUGCGAUAACCUGGUAAAGGAAUUUUUAAGGAUUAUAAAAAAAAAAAUUGAUAGCAAUUAAUACAUUUUAAUACUUAACGCAAGGAGUUAUUUCACAAGUAAUUUGGAUGAGCUUAAAGAAGAGUAUGCAAAGAAACUAAAUGAAAUAUAAGUGUUAAGGUAUUCAAGCACAGAGUAAGACAAAAACCUUCUUAAUUAAAAGAGGAAUGAGAAGGAGGAUAUUGAAUUAUAAAUAAAACAUCUGGAGGCUAAUAAGUAAAAAAUUCAAUAUAACAUCACUGGUUCAAGUAUUAGUGAUUUAAGAGAAAAGAUUUUAAAUUAAUGUUAAUUAUUAAUUAUAAAUUAAUAAAGGGAAGAAUAAGUUUAAUUAAAAUUAUAAUUAUCUUUAACUAUGAAGCCUAGUUUAGAGACUGUUUUAAACUAAUUCAACAAAAUUAAUAGCCUUAUUGAUCAAUAGAUAUCAAAUGAAAUUGUUAAAAACAUUUUCUACAAAUCAAGAUCAUUCAAUGAAAUUCAGAGUUUACUCCCAAGUAUCUAAGAAAUUAUCUCAUAAUUUAAUGAAAAACAUAUAAAUUCUGAAGAAUUAUGGAUAGGCUUAUGUGAAAAAUUGAAUAUGCCCAAAAAUACAUGCUUUCUAGACGAAUACUUAUUUUAGAUAUAAAGAUUUCAUUAUUUAUACUCAACUUAGGUCUAAUAAUAAACUGAAGAAAUAACUUUGAAACUUGAAAAAUUAGAUCGCAAUAUAAAUUUAGUAUAAACAAUUUGUAAACAAAUAAAUGAUAUAAUAAUAAGAAACCACUAAAACAAAAGUAGGUUGAAAUUUCCUUACUUCAUUUAAAUUAGUCGUAGGAGAGAAAUUGCUAGAUUAUCAGAUAUUAGUCAAAUGCAAUCUUAGGACGAAAUUUUGCAACUUAUUAGAUUAGAAUAUCAUAAUAGAAAUCGAGAUAUUAACAUUUGA